Messenger RNA from Phoenix dactylifera (date palm), 3242 nucleotides. Its product is annotated as protein argonaute 2-like. Lineage: Eukaryota; Viridiplantae; Streptophyta; Magnoliopsida; Arecales; Arecaceae. Gene Ontology annotation, molecular function: protein binding; RNA binding. The record is from RefSeq and is a predicted model, not a curated record.
UUGUGGUGCUGAUGGAUGUCCAAGCCAAGGGAAGAAAAGGAGGUGGAAAGGGAAAAGAAAGAGGAGCUGGAAAACAUGGCUGUUCUCAAAGUGAUGGCUCCAAGCAAAUGCAUGCACCAAAAAGCAGUGGCCAUGGACCUUCAGAGAUCACUUUUCAGCAAUUAGGCAGGAAAACAAACUACGGUGGUGAUGGCAUACCCUCUGAGGAGGCGAACCAAGGCCAAGGCAAUGCAGUUCCUCCUACUGAUGGACAUGGCGAUGCACCGCCACCGCGAGCUCCAUCUCCAAUGCUGAAUGCACCAAAAUUACCAGAUACUGAGUCUUCAGCAUUAGGCCUGAAAAAUCCAUUGGAGGAACCACCUUUACCAGAGGAGGAAAGAAGGGUGCCGAUGCGAAGGCCAGACUCCGGUGGAUCAUCGGGCAUUUGCUCCAUCAAACUCCUUGCCAAUUUUUUCCUUAUUAAGUACAAUGAGGAAGGAGUCAUCUUGCACUAUCACAUGGAUAUCCAGAGUGAAAAGCCAACCGGCACUUAUGAAACUGUGCAGAUCUCAAAGUCAUGCUUGCUGACCAUCAAGAACAAGCUAUUCAAGACCGAACCAGAGAAAUUUCCGCCGUCAAUGAUAGCCUACGACGGCGAGAGGAAUCUCUACAGUGCAGUUCAACUGCCGGCAGGGAAAUUCAGAGUGGAGGUACAUCGCCGAACAUACUACGUUGUCAUAGAAUUCAACAAGCAACUAGAACUCGGCCACCUUCGUGACCAGCCUCUCCAAAGAGAGGUCUUGCAGGGCUUAAAUGUGAUUGCUCGAGAGGCCUCGAUAUCACAUAGGAUCACCUGCGGCAGAAGCUUAUACUCCAAGACCAUCAAUCAUGCCUUCGACCUUGGCAGAGGUAUCACAGCUCUAGAGGGCUCGAAGCAAACACUCAAGUGCACCGAGCAGGGCCUGAUGCUCCGUCUGGAGCACUCCCUCAUGCCCUUCCUCAAGCCUGCACCGGUGCUCCAAUUUCUUGAGGAGAACCUGGGGAUCUCAUUUGAUGAAGGCAUGCAGCUAAACAAGCUUCAGAAGCUGGCAGUGGAGAGCGCGCUGAGGGGAUUGCAGGUUACGGUGCUUCAUCGGAGGGAGAAGCAAAAGUUCACGGUCUUCGGAUUGACGGGUUCGACUGCGAAAAACAUUGCAUUCAAGGAUGACCGUUCUGGAAAGAAGGUGAGACUUGUGGAAUACUACAGGGUUAAGCACAAGGUUGAGAUUAGAUUUCAGGGUCUUCCUUGCCUGGAUCUGAGCAAAAACCAGAUGAACUAUGUGCCCAUGGAGUUUUGUGAAUUAGCUGAAGGGCAGAUGUAUCAGAAGGAUGGCUUGCUGAGAGAGGAAGAGAGGAAAUUGAUGCAUAUGGCUUUAGCUCCUCCAAACAAAAGGAAAGAAAUGAUCCUUAGAAUGAUUGCUGCAGCAGAUGGACCUUGCAGUGGAGAGCUUGCAAAGAACUUUGAUAUAUUAGUCACCAAAGAUAUGACGCAGGUGAGAGGUCGAGUUCUCCGGCAUCCUGAUCUAAGACUCGGAAACUCCAAAGGCCAAAGCUGCAAAUUUAAAAUUCAGAAGGAAGACUGCCAAUGGAAUCUGCUCAAGAACAAGCUACUGAAAGGCCAGAAGCUGGAUCAUUGGGCGAUUAUCGACUUCAGUGCAAACCCAUCCCACCGGAAGCAACAGAGACUCAACACUGGUGCAUUCAUCCAUGACCUAGUCAGGCGGUGUCGCGAUCUAGGAAUCCAAAUCCAAGAGAGACCGCUCUUCGUGCAAAAUUCCAGCAUGGCUGUGCUCUCCAACUACAAGUGUCUCUUUGAAGAGCUAUCCAGAGCAAAACAGUCGCCUGAGGGCUACCAAGUCCAGCUUCUCAUCUGUACCAUGGCAGACCGCCACACUGGAUACGGAAGCCUCAAGCUCAUAUGCGAGACAGAGCUUGGGAUCAUGACACAAUGCUGCCUGACCUUCCAUGUCAACAACAACCAAAAGAAGGGCCGAUAUCUCGCCAACCUCGCACUUAAGAUCAAUGCCAAGCUUGGUGGAACCAGUGUCGAGCUCUUCGAUGUUCUCCCUCGCAUGAAAAACUGCCCAUUCAUGUUCAUUGGUGCAGAUGUGAACCACCCGGCGGGCUCGAACACCAACAGCCCAUCGAUCGCAGCAGUUGUUGCUACGCUCGAUUGCUCGCAAGCAAGCAGAUACGCCGCAAGCGUCCGUGCACAGCCGCACCGCGUCGAGAGGAUCGUCCACUUGGGCGAUAUGUGCAAGGAGCUCGUCGAGAUGUACUCUCGAUCUAAUGGAGUGAAACCAGAGAAGAUUAUAUAUUUCCGAGAUGGUGUCAGCGAUGGCCAAUUCGACAUGGUCCUCAAUGAGGAGCUCCAACAUCUCAAAGCAGCAAUUGAAUCAGACCAUUACUCACCAACCAUCACAGUUGUGGUCGCUCAGAAGCGCCACCACACGCGUUUGUUUCCAAGAGAUGAUGAAAAGCCAUGGAACACCAGCACUGGAAAUGUUCCUCCAGGAACCGUAGUGGACACAGGCAUUGUUGAUCAAUCUACUUUCAAUUUCUACCUAUGCAGCCAUUACGGGAGACUUGGGACGAGCAAGCCAACACACUACUAUGUGCUGCAUGACGAUAAUGGCUUCACAUCUGAUGAGCUUCAGAGACUUAUCUACAAUCUCUGCUUCACCUUUGCUCGGUGCACCAGGCCAGUUUCCCUGGUCACACCAGUCUACUACGCAGACCUCAUGGCAUAUCGAGGGCGGCUCUACUACGAAGGGAUGGCAAAUCUCAGAUCACCUGCAUCAACAACAUCAUCUACUUCAUCAUCCUCAUCAACACCAGCUUCUUUUGACCAUGUCAUCCUCCCUAAGCUGCACAGAAAUGUACAAGACAAGAUGGUCUUCUUGUAACGCAUUAAAUACGGCUUGAGUUGCCGAACAUCAUGAAAAUGAAUGAUUUAGAUGCUCCUGUUGAGGAGUGUUACUUGCAUGUACUGUCAUGUUACUUCAGGGGAAUGUGAUACAGUGCUAUGGGAGCACUCUUGGAGAUGAGGCUUGCAGCUGGUCUUUUUUAUGUCUACUUAAUCCAAGCAGAUUUAAAUUAUAGAUUCGCACGCUACUCUUAUUUUUUGUAGUUAUAACGGGUGCAAGACAAAGGUUGCAAGUCCCAGAAUGAAGAGUUGUAUUUUUUGUUUUCAUGUUUUAUUAUGGAGGGAGGGUUUAUUUAAA